Amoebophrya sp. A25 is the source of this 3330-nucleotide messenger RNA. NCBI's taxonomy places the organism in Eukaryota, Dinophyceae, Syndiniales, Amoebophryaceae. The record is from the annotation of a GenBank genome assembly.
GUUCAAAAGAUCAGUGACUCAACCAAUUACCAAGAUUUUGAUUUUUUUCCCAGUCUGUGAGUAUUUGCCAGACUUCCCGUUUUGGAUGUAUUUAGUGGGGCAACUAAUGAAUUUUUCGCAGUAGAGUGAUUGGGACACAUCGUUCUGAACAACUACAUGAUUUAUCAGAUGUUGAAUAACGCGUACACGAAACUGACAGUCGAAGCUGCAUAACAUACAACACCCAUUGUUCCUUCAUCGUGAUAUUAAGACUCUAAAUACGACGCAUCAAGACUCUCGUAGUACACUGAGUCUGCUUUGUAUACUUGUAGAGCAAAUACUAGCAGCUUUAGUCCCGUUGCGUCCACCAGACGAUCAAUCAAAAUGGCGUCGUUGGGUAAGAGACAGACAGUGACGAUCUCGCAGGAAGCCCGCAACCGUAUUGCCAAGGAAGGGAUCCGACCGGCAGAAUGGCUGGAGCAGACGAAGAGCCAGAGGCGUGUGGGCCUGUGGCAGGAUUUGGUGUUGGACUACCGCGUGCUGGACACCGUGUUGGUGUUUAAGAAGUUGCUGGACCCGGGACGCUUGGCCGAGUCCUUGUCCGCGACACUGGCGUGGUAUCCCUGGCUUGCCGGACGGCUGAAUAAUGGCGUCGAUUCGCCCAUCGAGGGCUUGACGAAGAAGGAGCGCCAACAGGCAGAGACCCUGGCGGCAAACGCAAAGACAGGCAAGUGGGUAGACCACAACAACAAGGGCGUUUCCUUUGUCCUGGCCACGAUGGAGAACGUCGGUUGGCCCGAUUUGGUCGAUUCCGCGACGAUCCAGUACUCCACAGGCGGCGGGGCGGGCCACCGGGACAAUUUGAUGAAUUUUAAGGACUACUGCGAUCUGGAGCCAGAGAUGGCCAAGCGAAUGCUCUCGGGCAUAGCGCCAUUGGUCACGGUUCAAUUGACGAAGCUGCAGCGGGGAGGCUGCGCCCUUGGAGUGGCCAUGUCGCAAGCCGUCGCGGAUGCGGAAUCCUUUAGAAUGUUUUUGCAAGACUGGAGUUUGGUAUUAACUUAACUCUUCUCGGCUUUACUCCCUUCGUUCAAAGGUGAUUGGUCUCUAACUAAUGAAACACGAUUCUCAUUUCCACCUUAUUGAGCUUAUACCGAAACGACAAGUGUGAGCAUCCCGGAACUACAUGCCCUUCUUUAUUUAAUACUUCCUUCUGCAACGUUAAAGUUCAACAAGUAUGAUCUCAUGACGGUUUGUUGUCCCGUGCUCAUUUCAGGUCUACCAAGAGGGAGGGCGAUUGCUGGAACCGGUGGCAUUUUUGCCAGACUCGAUGGUUCUACCGCAAAGGCUCUCGUCUCAAUUGAUGAGGGAAGCGAUGCAGCGACUGGGCCUGAUGAAGCUAGAGCCCGGGCUUUCGCAGCAGUUGAUCAAGGAGAGCAAGGCCGCCCUGGCGGCAGCUGCAGCCCAUAGUGGGAAGCGCGUGGAACGCCCACCGCAUGUGAGAUUGACGCUAUCGCGUUUCCACCGGGACACGCUGCAGCACGGAGCGCAGCAAGAACUGGGCAAGAGGGGAACGCGCGAAGUGACGAUUCAGGAAGCAGUAAUUGUUCACAUCUGGAGGCUUCUACUGGAUACAUGCGAUUUCUCCCGCUCCGAGCGAAAACACCUCUCGCUUCUCCUCAAAGUGGAUCCCCGCCAAUUUUUGGACCCACGACAAUUUGACGUGCGGGUACAUUUUCUAUCUUCUCAGGAGCUCGUGAAUGAAAAGAAACUGCCCUAGCAUGGAAAUACUCACAUGGUUUGGUCAAAUAGAACAUGGGAAUGUAUCCUAGGGGUAUGGCUUCAUCUGCGUCAAAUGAUGAUUUAGAUUUCCUCCUUUUUAUGGAAAUCUCACACAUGAUUAUUGUCAUCGCCAUCAUCAUCUCCACGCUCUUCUGAAGCUUCGAAGCAUGUUUCUAUUGAAUCUCGUCACUCACCAUUUUCAGACUUUCGGCUCGGCGACUCUGGGUGUGCCCAUGGCCGUGGACAUGAGCGGUGAGAACAUAGGUGUGAUGGAUGCCUUCCAUCAUGCGUGCGAUGCCGUUCUGACAAAUGAGUACGUAGCUGCGGUGCUGCAACUGGAUCCGCACAUGUUUCCGGACGAUCAGGCUAGCGGACGCGUGUUGUUCAACCCGAUGGUUUCCACCGAGCAGCCCGGUUGCCUCCCAGAGGUGUGGAUGUGCAGCGUGCCAUUAGGCACGGACGCAGUGGCCACGGAAAGAGCUCAAGAGGCCUAUGCACAGAGUGGCCAAGUCAACGCGUUCCAACCGUCACUUUUGACCUUCGGCGUGGACCUCGUGCGAAGCGAAACCUGCUAUAACGGCGAAGCGAUGAAGAUAUGUGAGCGAGUGGACGGUGGCGUUGACAUCUACCUCUCGGCGGUUCCCAAAGCCUUCUUCAACGCGUGGCCGCAGGUCACAAAGAAAUUCCCAGGACCCGGUUCGUUCAUCGCGGAGGUCCUUAAGCGACACAACGAAUGGCGCGAUCGACUCCAGCCACCCCGCCGCAGUGCCUUCAACUUUGCCAUGGGCCACCACGGAUGAGUGCUAAUCGCUAGUUGAAAGUAGAUGAGGGUUUACUUUACUCUAAAAGUAAGCAAAAAUGUUUGUGAAAUAUGAUUUCGAGUUUGGGUAGGUAGCAAGAUGGGAAGAACACCCUGUACCUUACGGCUUUUGAUUUCGUUAGCAGAUAGGAGGAGGGAGGUGCCAUAAAAUGAAAAAAGAUAAAGACAUGAAUGCUUAGAAAAGCCAGCGUGGUGAUUAGUUAGCACCAUGGACUAGUGUCGAAAAAUGAAUACUUCGUGUGACAUGAAUAGAAUAGAAAUUUUCUUUUUGCUGCUUUAUUCUCGGACGGACGGCCCGAAACUUGAACGUUGUGAUUGUACAGAUUGUUGAAUUGUUUUUGAGUUGGCGCGGAUUUCCGUAGACAUAUUUUUAAUGUAAAGUCAGUGUAAUAUCGCCGCCCUUUGCUUUUAUUUAAAUGGAUGUUGCCUGGCGGUAGGUCUGAUCGUACUGUUGACUAGAUGGUAUUCUAAACGUAUAAUACGGUAAGUUGUUUUCACUUCAUUACAACCGGGGUGGCCUACUUCGUUAAUGAAUUCUUCCGAUGGUUAGCGCUGCGCUUGUCGCUGUGGAAAGUAAGACAAGAAGCGAAAAUGCAUAUAGAAAGUGCAUUUUGUCGACUACGCCCGGCGACGGGGAGAUGGAGUCACGUCCCAACGAAUGAAUGAAUGAAUGAGUGAAUGAAUGAAGGAAGAAAGGAUAAGUAUGCAACAACGAAGUGCCGUUUAGGCGCAUGGCGGAGGACUGCACGAAC